Messenger RNA from Cyprinodon variegatus (sheepshead minnow), 2237 nucleotides. It is a transcript of the gene b3gnt5, whose product is annotated as UDP-GlcNAc:betaGal beta-1,3-N-acetylglucosaminyltransferase 5. Gene Ontology annotation, biological process: brain development. The coding region runs from base 257 to 1405 and encodes 382 amino acids. NCBI's taxonomy places the organism in Eukaryota, Metazoa, Chordata, Actinopteri, Cyprinodontiformes, Cyprinodontidae. The record is from RefSeq and is a predicted model, not a curated record. Gene Ontology annotation, cellular component: membrane. The transcript has a single exon.
ACUUUUUUGUUUUGUUUUGCAGAACUACUGCUUCAUGGAAGGAAGAUGAUCCUCUGGUUGACUGUCAGUUCUGCUGUGAUGGAGGCCGUUUCCACACAGAACCUUUGAUUCGCACUACAUAUGCCUUUGGCUAAAUGAGGCAAGGCUAGGAUGGAAGGCCUGCCAAGUGCUGCUCUGAGGAACUGUUGCACCCUUACCUUGCCAUCUCUCAAGCCCGCGCUCUGACCCACUGCCGCACGGCCGAGCGAAUUCCAGGAUGAUUUUGAAUAACCGGCGGAUUAGAAAAUGCAAGUUGGUGAAGUUCAUGACCAGCUGCCUGCUGCUGUCGGUGGUAAUGAUCUGCUGGGAGCACCUGGACUCGGUCGUCGUCAGCCACGUCAAGUCUUACUCCUUCCGCUACCUGGUCAACAGCUUCAGCUACAUCAACAGGAGCCUCACCAUUCCCCGUGAGCAGGCCAGAAGCUUCAGCGACUUUCCCUACCUGCUGGACCACCCAGACAAGUGCACCGGCGAGGACGUGCUCCUACUCGUCUUUGUGAAAUCCUUCCCCGAGAACACCGAGAGGCGAAACGCCAUCAGAUCCACCUGGGGUAAUGAGACCUACAUCCAGAACACCCUGGGGGUGACAGUCAAGGUGGUGUUCGCCCUGGGAUCCCUCAGGACGAAGAGACAAAAUAGCAGUGGCCGAUUCCAGAAGCUGCUGGUCAAGGAGGACCGGCUCCACGGCGACCUGAUCCAGAAGAACUUUCUGGACUCCUUCCACAACCUGACCCUCAAACUCCUCCUGCAGUUCCACUGGAUGCACAGCCGCUGCGCCCACGCCCGUUUCUUCAUGACCGCCGACGACGACGUCUUCGUGCACAUGCCCAACCUGGUGGCCUACCUGCAGGAGCUCAGCAGCAGGGGGGUCACCGACUUCUGGGUCGGCCGGGUGCAUGUCGGGGCGCCGCCCAUCCGCAAAAAGGACAGCAAGUACUACGUCUCCUACGAGAUGUACCAGUGGUCGUCUUACCCCGAUUACACCGCAGGGGCCGGCUACGUCAUCUCCAGCGACGUGGCCAACAAGAUCUACCACGCCACGCUGACCCUGAACGCCUCGAUCUACAUCGAUGACGUAUUCAUGGGCAUCUGCGCCAACGCCGUCAACGUGUCGCCGCAGACGCACAACUAUUUCUCAGGGGAGGGCAAGGCACCGUACCACCCAUGCAUCUACGAACAGAUGAUGACCUCUCACGGCCACGUGGAGGACAUUCAUGAGCUGUGGAGGGCGGCGACACACCCAGAGGUGAAGCAGAGCAGCUCAGGGCUGUUCGGGAGGCUGUACUGUGCAGCUGUGAGAACAUUCCUCCUCUGUACACCCCGCUUUGCUGACACUUACCCUUGCAAAGCAGCGUUCUUAAAGUAGAGUAAAAUGUCUAGAGCAUGAGAUGAAAUAGGUAAUGAGAUUAGGGUUGACUUCUGGAAAAUUACCUCAGUCCUUUCAGUAGGACAUCUACCCCACACUGCUUUGUUUACUGUGGCAAGCAGAAACCAGAGAGACCGGGCUGCUCGGCCACUGUCUUUGUGAGAUCUCCUGCAUGUCAGGGAAGUGUCACCUUUUGUCUGUUUUUAAAAAAUGCUGGUGUUGUGCGCUGACCAAAGAAUGUGAAAUAAAGGUUCUGCAAAGAUGUCUCAAUGCUCUGGCUUGUGAAAAUCUUUUUCUCUUUUUGUCAGAUGGAGCAGAUUAAGAAUUCACAAUAUACGUUUUUUAAACUGCUACUUCAGGGAGAGAUAACGUUCAUCGGAAUGGUGAGCUGUUGUUGGGUUUUAACCAUUUCCUUCCUAAAGUCUUAUCCAUUUUACUAUUUAUCUUAACAUGCUUGACAUUGCUUAAACAAAGAUGCCCUGUUUAGUCUCUUUGGUUGAGGUUUUUUAAAUUUGCUUCUACUUUUGCAAGUGUGCGCGUGGGUGUCUUCCUGCAGAUGUACCUCAGGCAAGCCCUGUGCCUUGAAACAGGAGGCUUCUUUGUUGGCUAUAAAUGCAAUGGAGAAUUUAUGAGGGCCGAUUUUUCAUAGCAAUGUGCCCAACACAGGUCAGCUCUGUUUAAAAGAAAGAUAAACAGUUUUCCAAGUUGUCAGAAAUUUACAUUAUAGGUAGAAAUAAUAAAAUUAUGUUGAACUCAAUUGGCUAAAAUCUACAGAGACACUUGGAGAAAUAUUGAUGUUGAUGCUGAAAUAAAAACAUAAAACACAUUUUCA